Molecule: messenger RNA, 3287 nt
Organism: Phacochoerus africanus (Common warthog)
Lineage: Eukaryota; Metazoa; Chordata; Mammalia; Artiodactyla; Suidae
Gene: KLHL6
Product: kelch like family member 6
Exons: 7
Coding region: 103-1968 (621 amino acids)
Biological process (GO): B cell receptor signaling pathway; germinal center formation
Molecular function (GO): protein binding
Source: RefSeq, a predicted model, not a curated record
UGUGUGUGUGACAGCUGGUGAUAAGUGGAGGGCCCUGCACAGGAAAUCCGCUCAGCUUCUGCAAUGUGACCUGCCUGAAACUUGGGUGCUCCUUCAGUCUGGAUGUUGAUGGCAGGACAAAGGGGCACCUGGACCAUGGGCGACGUGGUAGAGAAGAGUCUGGAAGGGCCCCUGGCACCUUCUACAGAUGACCCACCCCAGAAAAGGGGAGACCUGGUAGAAAUCUUAAAUGGAGAUAAGGUAAAGUUUGACGACACCGGACUUUCCUUAAUUCUACAGAAUGGCCUGGAGACCCUCCGCGUGGAAAAUGCUCUGACAGACGUCAUCUUGUGUGUGGACAUUCAGGAAUUCUCCUGCCACCGCGUGGUGCUUGCCGCGGCCAGCAACUAUUUCAGGGCCAUGUUCUGCAAUGAUUUAAAGGAGAAGUAUGAGAAGAGGAUCAUUAUCAAAGGGGUCGAUGCAGAGACCAUGCACACCCUUCUGGACUACACGUACACCAGCAAGGCGCUGAUCACCAAGCAGAACGUCCAACGGGUUCUGGAAGCUGCUAACCUUUUCCAGUUCCUGCGUAUGGUGGAUGCCUGUGCCAGCUUCCUCACAGAAGCCUUGAACCCAGAAAACUGUGUUGGGAUACUGAGGCUGGCAGACACACACUCCUUGGACAGUCUAAAGAAGCAGGUUCAGAGUUACAUUAUCCAGAACUUUGUGCAGAUUCUGAACUCCGAGGAGUUCCUUGAACUUCCUGUGGAUACUCUGUACCACAUCCUGAAGAGUGAUGACCUUUAUGUGACGGAGGAGUCUCAGGUGUUUGAGACUGUGAUGAGCUGGGUCCGGCACAAACAGUCAGAACGACUCUGCUUGCUGCCCUAUGUGCUGGAGAACGUGCGCUUGCCACUUCUGGACCCGUGGUACUUUGUGGAGAUGGUGGAAGCAGAUCCUCUCAUCAGGCAGUGCCCGGAGGUCUUCCCACUACUCCAGGAAGCUAGGAUGUACCAUCUUUCUGGCAAUGAGAUCAUUUCAGAGCGCACCAAGCCCAGGAUGCAUGAGUUCCAGUCCGAGGUGUUCAUGAUCAUUGGUGGCUGCACGAAGGAUGAACGGUUUGUGGCAGAGGUAACCUGCCUGGACCCCCUGAGACGCAGCCGCCUGGAAGUGGCCAAGCUCCCCAUGACAGAGCAUGAGCUGGACAGUGAGAAUAAGAAGUGGGUGGAGUUUGCAUGCGUGACAUUAAAAAAUGAGGUCUACAUCUCAGGUGGCAAAGAAACACAGCACGAUGUUUGGAAAUAUAAUUCUUCAAUCAACAAAUGGAUUCAAAUUGAGUAUUUGAACAUAGGCCGCUGGAGGCAUAAGAUGGUGGUGUUGGGGGGCAAGGUCUACGUGAUCGGAGGUUUCGACGGCUUGCAGAGGAUCAACAACGUGGAGACCUAUGACCCCUUCCACAACUGCUGGUCAGAGGCCGCGCCUCUCCUUGUCCACGUCAGUUCCUUCGCAGCCACCAGCCAUAAGAAGAAGCUCUAUGUGAUUGGGGGAGGGCCCAAUGGGAAACUGGCCACAGACAAGACUCAGUGUUAUGACCCUUCAACUAAUAAGUGGAAUUUAAAGUCGGCCAUGCCAGUAGAGGCUAAAUGCAUCAAUGCAGUGAGUUUCCGGGACCGUAUCUAUGUGGUUGGAGGGGCCAUGAGAGCCCUGUACGCCUACAGCCCUCUGGAGGACAGCUGGUGCCUGGUGACCCAGCUCAGCCACGAGAGGGCCAGCUGCGGCAUCGCGCCCUGCAACAACCGGCUCUAUAUCACUGGGGGGCGGGACGAGAAGAACGAGGUCAUCGCCACAGUGCUGUGCUGGGACCCUGAGGCCCAGAAACUGACAGAAGAGUGCGUCCUGCCUCGGGGGGUGUCGCACCACGGCAGUGUCACCAUCAGAAAGUCAUAUACCCACAUCCGAAGGAUUGUGCCUGGAGCUGUUUCGGUUUAACCACAGGAGUGUGGAGGCGGAGCCAUGUGGGGAGCCCUGCUCACUCUCCCCGGUGUUCGACCCACUUCAGCAGCAAACAGGGCUUGAGUUACAGGCCAUACAUCAGGGGGCUCACUGUGGUUCCCCAUGGGGACUCCUUGGAAGUCACAGCCUUGGGACACUUGAGACCAGCCAGGAAUGUUUGUGAGACCUACCUCAGGAGGGAAGAAGAGUAAUAUUUAACAUUCAAAUCCCACUUGUCCUAUACCAGGUUCUGUGCCAGGCACUUUUGUAUACCAAUGCCUUUAACCAGCAGAGUGACCUGGUGACUGAAUGUUAGCACUCCUGUUUUACAGGUGAGGAAACGGAGUUUUAAGAGAGACUAAGUGCUUUGCCCCAGGUCACUCAGAUUGCAGGUAGCUAAGCCAAGAGCCCAAACCCACAUCUUUCAGUUUCAAAAGUCAGUGCGGGUUUUGUCGUGCUGCCUAUCUCAAAGCAGGAGAUCGGAACCCAGAUCAUUUUUUGUUCUGAUAAGUUUGCUAAAGGAUUUACUCAGAAAAGCAGGGAAGUAAAGGUGUUUCUUUUUUCUUUUCUUUUUUGCCUUACAUUUAAAUGAUAUGGAAACUUUGGUGUGGGAACCUCCGGUUUCUUGUCAGGAGCGUCUCACAUGUUCUUCCAUCAGACAGUUCCGGGAGAUGGGUCCGAGAAGAUCUGUUUGCUAUGAAAGAUGUGAAAGACUUCUGUCCUCCCCAUUAAAAGCUUCUAUUUUUUAUGAUCCCAGGAGGCCCACUGUAGACUGGAACUGUCAUUGCCAGGCAGAAUGGUACCUUCAGCACGGUCCAGUCCCUGGCUUCUUAAUGUCCAACAGUUGUUUUACAAUGUAGAAAAGGUUUUUCCAGAGCCUCAGAAUAAGUGUUUUUUUUUUUUUUUUUCUAAUGUAAGUAUCCUUACACUGCUGGCCACUGAGAAAUGACCCUGACAGUAUACUUUCCACUUUUUAAUCAGUGAUUUGGGUCUGUGUUCCUAUGACCACACCCUCUUGGAAGCUCUGUUUUCAGGAUCCUUUUAAUCCCUUCUAUUUGAUUUUUGAAUCGACUUGGCACAAUGUUGACUCGAAGAACAGAAUCUGUCCUUCACUCCAAGAGACAGAGCUUUCAAAUGAGCUCACUGGAAAUUCAUUCUAAUCCCCAAAUUAGAGAAACAGAUUAAGAGAUCCUGUUUCAUAUGCUGUACUUAAAAAGCAACAACAAUGGUAACAACAUAGUAACUGCAUUACCUAAUGUCCUUUAUUUUUAUCAUGUGAUUUCAAAUCUCUCUAUAUAGCAUUUUAUUUCAUGUCA